AUUAAAAAAUAAUUAUAUCCCUUUGCCUGUUCAAUAGACGAAUCAAACAAAAAAACAUAACUUGUUUUACGUGGUGAAGUAAAAUAACUCGUCUCGUAGAGGUUAUGAAAUAGACUUAUUUAAGAUAAAAGUACAUAAUAUUAAAGUUCGUUAACGCGAGUGAUUUUUCAAUUUAUCCAAUAAAAUUUAGUGGAAUUUUCCCUGCGCUCCGCAGAUUGCAGUUUUUGCAAUGAAAAUUGUCUAAAUUUAGUUCAGUAAGACUGCCUGUUUCGUGGUUAAGAUUCAGUUAAAAUUAAAUUAUGGCCGCUUUUAAGAAUUUAAAAAGUUUUAAACUCAUAAACCUUGCUUCGUCCACAUAUUGUCCACGAGUAAUUUCAACAAGACACCUAAAUCUUCAAGAGCAUCAUAGCAAAGAUCUUCUGAGAAAAUAUCAGGUUUCCAUUCAGGACUUCAGAAUUAUUGAUUCCAAACUAGAUACGAAUGCCUUAUCUGGUUUUAAAGCUGAUGAAUAUGUAGUCAAGGCUCAGAUACUUGCUGGAGGACGAGGAAAAGGUCACUUUGACAAUGGGUUUAAAGGGGGAGUUCAUCUUACAAAAAACCGGGACAAGAUUGUUGACUUAGCUAAAAAUAUGAUAGGAAACAAACUUAUUACUAAACAAACUCCCAAAGAAGGUAUUUUAGUAAAUAAAGUUAUGGUCGCAGAAAGUGUGAAUAUCAAAAGAGAGACAUACUUUAGUAUUGUAAUGGAGAGAAGUUUUAAUGGUGCAGCCAUUGUAGCUUCUCCAGCUGGAGGUAUGGAUAUAGAGGCAGUGGCUGAAAAAACCCCACAUUUAGUGAAAACAGUUCCAGUAGAUAUUUUUGAAGGGAUUAGUGACAAAGUUGCAAAUGAAAUAGCUGACUUUUUAGAAUUCAAAGGACCACUAAAAAGCAAAUGUGCUGAAGAAGUAAAAAAGCUAUGGCAGUUGUUUUUGAAGGUGGAUGCUACACAGCUUGAAAUUAACCCUCUGGUUGAAACAGAUGAUGGACGUGUCAUUUCAGUUGAUGCCAAGAUUAAUUUUGAUGACAAUGCUAAGUUUAGACAAAAGGAGAUCUUUGCACUUGAUGAUGUUUCCGAGACUGACCCACGUGAGAGAGAAGCAAAUUCCCUCAAUUUGGUGUACAUUGAAAUGGAUGGAAGUAUUGGCUGCAUGGUUAAUGGUGCAGGACUUGCCAUGGCCACUAUGGAUAUCAUCACGCUGAAUGGUGGCAAACCUGCCAACUUCCUAGACCUUGGAGGUGGGGUUGGACAAUCACAAGUUUCUGCAGCUUUGAAGAUUUUAGAGUCUGAUCCCAAAGUGAAGACGAUUUUCGUCAAUGUUUUUGGAGGUAUUGUUAACUGUGCAACCAUUGCAAAUGGUAUAGUUUCAGCAUGCAGAGAGAAUCCACCAAAACACCCCCUAGUCAUUAGACUUGAAGGAACCAACUCUGGUGAAGCACGGAAAAUCCUUGAGCAAUCUGGUUUACCAGUUAAAAUAAUAAAUGAUGCCGACGAAGCUGCUAAAGCUGCUGUGAAGUUAGCACAGUGACAGUACUGUCAUUGCUACCUUAGUAGAUUUGAUUUACUUAAGAUUAUCAGAUACAACUUACCAAAGGGAUUUUCCUCAAGACUUUCUACAAUUACCAUGGGGUAUUUUAAUGAAGUAAUGACAUUUAAGCCCAAGAUCGUUGACUAAUAUACUAACCUUUUUCUAAGACUGAAUUGUGUAUCCUAACACUUUGGUCAUAACAAAUUUUUUUGGAAAUCAAAUGUCUUGCCAUUGCUUUUGUAAUUGUUAAUAGUUUUCUUUCUACCCAUCCUGGUAAACCUUGAGGGAUUAUACCAGCUUUAUCAAGCGAGGUGAGCUCACGGGGCUCCAACCUGACGUGUUAAUAGAAUAAGUGUUCUGUAUAUAUACUAUGAAUAAACUUAAAAUAUCUAUGAAA
Bombyx mandarina (wild silkworm) is the source of this 1962-nucleotide messenger RNA. RefSeq names its product Succinyl-coenzyme A synthetase beta subunit, GDP-forming (gene ScsbetaG). Gene Ontology annotation, cellular component: mitochondrion; succinate-CoA ligase complex. NCBI's taxonomy places the organism in Eukaryota, Metazoa, Arthropoda, Insecta, Lepidoptera, Bombycidae. Gene Ontology annotation, biological process: succinyl-CoA metabolic process; tricarboxylic acid cycle. Gene Ontology annotation, molecular function: succinate-CoA ligase (GDP-forming) activity; ATP binding. The record is from RefSeq and is a predicted model, not a curated record.